Messenger RNA from Pipistrellus nathusii (Nathusius's pipistrelle), 570 nucleotides. NCBI's taxonomy places the organism in Eukaryota, Metazoa, Chordata, Mammalia, Chiroptera, Vespertilionidae. The record is from the annotation of a GenBank genome assembly.
AUGCCUCCCAAGAAGCCUGAGCCUAAGAAGGAGGCGGCCAAGGCGGCCCCAGCCCCGGCCCCGGCCCCCGAGCCCCCCAAGGAAUCUGCCUUUGACCCCAAGAGUGUAAAGAUAGACUUCACUGCUGACCAGAUCGAAGAGUUCAAAGAGGCCUUCUCGCUGUUUGACCGGACCCCGACCGGGGAGAUGAAGAUCGCCUACGCGCAGUGCGGGGACGUGCUGCGGGCGCUGGGCCAGAACCCCACCAACGCCGAGGUGCUGCGCGUGCUGGGCAAGCCCAAGCCCGAAGAGAUGAAUGCCAAGAUGCUGGACUUUGAGACGUUCCUGCCCAUCCUGCAGCACAUCUCCCGCAACAAGGAGCAGGGCACCUACGAGGACUUCGUGGAGGGGCUGCGCGUGUUCGACAAGGAGAGCAACGGCACGGUCAUGGGCGCCGAGCUCCGCCACGUCCUUGCCACCCUGGGAGAGAAGAUGACUGAGGCGGAAGUGGAGCAGCUGUUAGCUGGGCAGGAGGAUGCCAAUGGCUGCAUCAAUUACGAAGCCUUUGUCAAGCACAUCAUGUCUGGGUGA